Molecule: messenger RNA, 5029 nt
Organism: Carlito syrichta (Philippine tarsier)
Lineage: Eukaryota; Metazoa; Chordata; Mammalia; Primates; Tarsiidae
Gene: EIF5A2
Product: eukaryotic translation initiation factor 5A2
Exons: 4
Coding region: 60-521 (153 amino acids)
Biological process (GO): positive regulation of translational elongation; positive regulation of translational termination
Molecular function (GO): translation elongation factor activity; RNA binding; ribosome binding
Source: RefSeq, a predicted model, not a curated record
AGAGCCAACGCCAAACUUUUUGCGCAGCUCCCACGGAGAAAUCGCGCCCCCGGCCCGCCAUGGCGGACGAAGUCGACUUCACCACGGGCGAUGCAGGGGCUUCCAGCACCUACCCCAUGCAGUGUUCGGCGCUGCGCAAAAACGGAUUCGUGGUGCUCAAAGGACGGCCGUGCAAAAUAGUGGAGAUGUCCACGUCCAAAACUGGGAAGCACGGCCAUGCCAAGGUUCACCUUGUUGGAAUUGAUAUUUUCACGGGCAAAAAAUACGAAGAUAUUUGCCCUUCUACUCACAACAUGGAUGUUCCAAAUAUUAAGAGAAAUGAUUAUCAACUGAUAUGCAUUCAGGAUGGUUACCUUUCCCUGCUAACAGAAACUGGUGAAGUUCGUGAGGAUCUCAAACUCCCAGAAGGUGAACUAGGCAAAGAGAUAGAAGGAAAAUACAAUGCAGGUGAAGAUGUACAGGUGUCUGUCAUGUGUGCCAUGAGUGAAGAAUAUGCCGUAGCCAUAAAACCAUGCAAAUAAAUGGGAACACCAAGCAUGAGCAAACUGUUGAGGUCUGGGCCAACUGCAGACCUAAAGUCGGUUCCAAGUUAUCACCAAAGCUAUAGCCUUCAUAAGCAACCUCAUUUUCUUUUUUAAUUGUUUGAAAAAAAUUGUGCUGGGUUAGUUUUGUAGGCAAUGGGUAAUUUUUAAAAUUAUUAAAGUAUAUAGCUUUUUUUUUAUUUUGUAAAUGUUUUUCCUGUAACGUUCCUCUGAUUUUCAGUAUGUGAGUCUAAGAAACAGACAAGAUAGCUUCAGCAGAUGUGAUUUGUCAGAGCAAAUCAUUCCUGAAUCUUAGUUAAAUGAUAAACCAGGGUUUAAAGUCAAACAAUGUAGCAUAAAGUGGUAUUGAAGUACCAUAUUCAAGUUGAGUUGCUCUGGGUUAAUUUCAGGUUUAAUAUAGAAUAUAUAGAUUAUGGAUUAGAAUUGUUACAAUAUCGCCCUGUGUGUGGCAAAUACAGAUCCUUAAACAAAAAUCGUGUUAUCAGAAAGUGUCAGUUAUCUUGGUGGCCGUGUGCAAACGCGUUCUGCUUUUUUCUGGUCGUUCUGCUUUUUUGCCAGAUUGUUGGCAAUGUAAUCUUACAUGGUGAUUUUAGUACCUUUUUGUGGUGGGCAGAGGGGUAUUGAACCGUUGGGUGAAAAAUGAGCAAGUUGGAUUGCAAACAAGGCACAGAGACAGUGGCAGAGGGGAUUGACUAAAGUUGCAGGUUUUUAUUUGAGGCCUUGGUAGUCAGCAUAACAACAGUGACUCUAAGCUGUGCUUUUGUUUCUAACUUUUGCUCCUCUCACCUCCCUUAGUAUCCUUUACAGGAUACUACGCAGUGCUUUUUUUCCCCCCCCAACCAUGUUGAAUACAUUUUGGCAGUAAACCCUCCUUCUUAAUCAUUUCUCAGUAGAUUAUUUUGACAUUAAAAUCUUCUUUAGACAAAAACUGAUAAUUCUUCAAAUUGAUUUGGACUUUUUGCUAAAUGUAUGUUCAUUUUUUUCUAAAGUGAAGUGAAAGUGACUCAUGGAAGAAGUGUUACUUUAUAUGAAUAUUAUUUAACUUAUUUUAAGUAUUUUUUUUCUGGUUGUCAUAUGACAAUUCAGUUAUUGUAUGAGAUAUAACUAGGAAAGAAUUCUCUAAACUAAAUUAUUUAAAAAUUAUUUUAAGUGAUACCACUGUAUUACUACUUAAUUUUUUGAGUCAUAUGUGUAUUAUUUCCAGAAUUUUAGACAUUGUUACAGGGUUUGUGACUAACUUUGGCUCAAUAAUAAUCUUUAUAUGAGGUAUUGGAGUGAAACUUAGAACAAAAUCACUAUCUCAAUAAUACCUUGAUUCUCUAAGUCUUGUUUUUAGAUUUCUCCCAUCAUGCCUUGAUCUCUGAAUGGUCUUUGUUCCUGUUAUCUGUAUGAUGAGGAAAAUAUAUAUGAUGAUUGUAACUGAUCUAAGCAGUGACUGGAGGUAGCAUUAGGAACAAAAGAUCCCAAGUUUUAGUUGCUUAAUUUGUACACACAUCAAUCUUCUCUUGGCCUCAGUAAACCCAUUGGAAGAAGAAGCAACAUACUUUAAGAGAAGUGCAAAGAGGAAAUUUCUAAAGCACAAGAAUUGUUUUAGUAUAACAUUCUAGCUUUUGCCCAUGUAAAGCACAAUUAGGAAUUAGGCUAAAUUCUUUCCAGUUUUCUGUUAAGUAUCUGCUCCAUACUAUUCUAGCUCUGUAAACACGUAUCUUACUUGCCGCUGGUUGUCAUUGUUACCCACAGGAAUUCCAGAAAUUUAUUAAUCUGUGCUGCUUGCUGGCCAUUCAUAUGGCCCCUGUUAGCCAUAGUAGUGUUCUGAUUUAGUAUUAACUCUGAAUAGCAUGCUCUUGGUCUUCCCAACUUGUCAAACUUCAUAUAAAUAUAUUUCUAAUUGUGACAUAAGGGGAUACAAAUUAUAAUAAUGCAUCUCUAUCUUCACACCUUAAAUGAUGAAAGCUAUUUAUGCAUAAAUCUUUUAAGUACUAUAUGAAGUGUAAAUACUCUUCUGACGUCUAAGUAUAAAUUUUAAAGAUAGGGGACUGUUUAUUUUCACAUAAGUCAAUAGAUGUUUCUCUAGAACAAAAUAUUUCAUUUACUGAAGCUUUAUAAAUUACAUUAAAAGGAAGCAGAUAACAUGUAUUUUUUAACAUAGAAGUGACUUCAUUCUUUGUAGACAUCAGAGAAAUGUUAAAAAGUUGAUUCCUACUAUUUGUUGUACUUUUUUGUAGCAAAUGUGAAAUAUCACAGAGUUGCCAUGUAUAGAAUGUGGACUGUCAUGCUGAUAGAUUAUAUAAUGAUAAACCAUUUUUGUCUGUAUACAUUUCACCAAUUUAUAUUAAUAGUUUGAAUAUUUUUUUAGAACAAUGUAUUUUAUUUCUAUUGUGAAGACUUUGUUAUACCUUAUCUGCUACAAAGUUGUAUACUCUCUGACAUAGAUCAUAUCAUUGCUACUUUGACUUAGCAUUUCCAUCAUAAACAUAAUGUAUGUUUCUUUCAUGCUUCCCUCCAAGGGCUGUCCAUCACUCGUAAGAAACUGUUGAAACCAAGUUCUUGACUCUGUUUCCUUUAAUGUUACAUGCCUCUGUACUGAUGCUUUAUAUUAAUUACCAAAACUCUCCCGCCGUCAGAGCAUGAUACCAAUAAUGGAAGAUGCUGCAAUAAAACGUUUAGACUGUAAAAUUUGAAGGCAAUUUUCCAUCACAACACAACGUGGGUAUGUGCUCAUGCACUUACAGUUUUUUAUGUUUAUUUUCCCAAAGUCCUUCCAGCUCUUAAAAGUACUGUAGUACGGUAGUGCCUCAAAUGAUGGUAACUGUUGUUUGUUUUAAUUUGCAACUUUUCCAGAACUUGUUUUUGUAUUUUAAGAUUUUACAAUUAGAUUAUUUAUAGUUGAACUGUAUUUUGAAUGCAUUGUUCUCAGGGCUGUUUGUGCUAAGAGCUGAAAUGCCAUUAUUUUAAAGCUAAUGCCUGAAAGUAUAUUGCAGAAUUUUCCCAAAUUGUAAUAUUAUAAUACAUACAUAUAAAAAAUCCUUAAUGUAAACUUAUUUAAACUACAUGCUAAGAAGUAAAAAUAUAUAUGGAAACAUUAGUAGCAUCUGUACUGGAAUCUUGUCAUAUUCUUUCAUUUUAGAAUAGAAUUUAGCAGUCUCAUCUUAGAACCCUAUCCUUAGGAUAUAUCUGAAAGCAUUCCUUUGGUAUGGACCCCAAAGAUAGUUUUAGAGUCAGAAAUUGAAGUAGUGGUUCUUCAAACAUAUUUAGGGAUAACAUCAGAAAUACAUAAUGCUCUUUUGAAUACAUUCAAAUUUUUACAUAUUGAAUCCUAUAAUAAAAACUAGGAAUACAUAUAGUAUGAGAAGAUGUGGCCCUUAAGCAGUAUAAGAGCAAAAAUAUAAGCCUAUUUCCAUAAACAGUAUAUUGUACUGAAAUAGUUUCCAUUUUCUAAUGUCAUUUAGGCAUAAUAUUUCAUAGUUUUCAAGCCCUUUUCCUGCUAGCAUCCAGACAAGCAAAGAUUUUAAAACUUAUGGUAGAAAAUCUUAAAUUGAGAAAAUUCAGUCUCUUUAUUAAAUUUUUUCCCUCUGAAUUAGGUAUAUGGCAUCAUUAUUUGAUUUUAGCAGGGAAUAUUUGGAUUUAUUGUAGAACACAGAUGUUCUGUGGGAACAUGGCUUGAAGCAAAUACAUAAUUUAGUGUUCUUCCAUUAAAUAAACAGCCAAAUGCCAACUUAACUACCAAGUGAGGUCAAGUGCCUGAAAAGUGCCGUAUACAUCUCAUAAGACGUUUUCUUUAUGAAAGAUGCAUCUUGUAGCAAUGCAUAUCAGGCUUUCACUCUGACAGAACAAGACUUGUUGCCAAAUUUUGCCAUCUAGUGUUAUGCCCUUCCUUAGGUCAGGUAGAAACCCAUUUUACAAUAAAAAGCGAGAUUCUUUUAUUUAUAUGAAGUCCCUAAAACUAUUUAUUGGUAGACUUGUUUAUCUUAGUUCAAAACUGCACUUUAAAAACAAAACUAAACUAUUUUCAGCAACGACUGAACAGUUUGUCAUAAAUUGUAGUUGUCUUUCUUGAUAUGAACUCUUUAUGUGGCUGUAUCUAUAGGCACUCUUGUGCUUUUCAUAAAGUAUACAAAUUACAAGUUCUAUAAUUAUGUACUUUUGUCCUCCCCCAAAAUGGAAAUAGUUGAAACGACAUUGUAUAAUCUAGUGGCACUUUAUUAGUAAUACAUUUUGUCUUGGAUACAGGAAAACUCUUGCUUUUACCUUCAGAAACACGAAUGUCUUAGCUAAAACUUUAAGUUUUUAAGAUAUGUAGUAUGGGAAUUAUUGUGCAUUUUAUGUUUCAAAAAUGGUUAAAAUGCAAAUGUUAAGUCUUUGGCUGUACUGUACUAAAAAAAACCCUUUAAAUGCAGAUAAUAAACAUCAAUUAUAACUUUUUGUUACAUUAAAGUAUAUUUGUUAACUUCGUCAGUUAUGGCAAAUAAAAAAGUUAACAGCUUGCA